Molecule: messenger RNA, 2943 nt
Organism: Ipomoea nil (Japanese morning glory)
Lineage: Eukaryota; Viridiplantae; Streptophyta; Magnoliopsida; Solanales; Convolvulaceae
Product: BTB/POZ domain-containing protein At3g44820
Exons: 4
Coding region: 693-2582 (629 amino acids)
Molecular function (GO): protein binding
Source: RefSeq, a predicted model, not a curated record
CCUGUCUUCGACUACACGCCUUCCCUUCCACUCCCACUUCCCCUUCCCUCUAUCAUCAUUAGCCAUGUCUUCUUGUCUCCACUCUUCUCCCGCUUUCCUCCCCUCGCCCAUCACCGCCCCUCUCUCUCCCUCCUCCUAUCUUCUCUGUAUUGGCGGAUAUGCCAAUGCUUCUUCGCGUCAGCACCUACCCAAACCCCACAGAGACUCUACAUACGGGUCCUUGUGAAAAACCCACAAUCUUUUUCUAUUUCUUUUGCUUUUCUCUACGCCGGUUGCGUGUCGCGGCUCGUUUGUUUCUUUAGCUUUAUAUAUACCCACUUUCAAAAAAUAAAUAAAUUUGUAAUUGAUACUUUGGGACCAUGCUUUUGCUCUGCUGUGUUGGGGGUUUGAACAGGGCUAAAGGCGAUUCGGUCUUAGCUGUAAGGGCGGUGUGGGGUUCAUGGGAUCAUUGAUUAUUACUUAUGAUCUAUGAUUGUAAUUAACCCGGUAAUUCUGGUGUCAAUUCGGGUUGACUCUCUGCGACUACAAUUGGACUUGCAGUUUACGUGUUUGGUGGGCUGUCUUUUCCUACUUUGCUUGCUUCUGGGGAAUCGCGUCGUGGGUUGAGAAGUUGUUUACAAAUUUGAAGUGAGGGGCGCAGAAAGGAGGAAUCUUUAUAUGAAGUAAAGGAAGGUUGAGUGGGCGGAUCAGUAAUGGCACCUGCUGGGAAGGUUACUUCAUUCUAUCGUCAGGGAAAUGACUGGUUUUGCAAUGCAAGUUUGCCAAGUGAUAUUUCUUUGAUUGUAGAUGGAGUGAACUUCCACCUUCACAAGUUUCCACUUAUAUCAAAAUGCGGGAGGAUAUUUAAAGCACUCGAAGAAGCUCAAAGUACCAACGGACAGACUUCUGCAACGAGACUAGAAGACUUUCCUGGUGGUGCUGACAUAUUCUUGAUCACCGUAAAAUUCUGUUAUGGUUGUCGGGUGGAAUUCACUCCGAGGAACAUUGUGAUGGUUUAUUGUGCAGCGGACUACCUAGAAAUGACAGAUGAGUAUGGAGAAAAUAAUUUACUGUCCAAAUCAGAUGAUUACUUUCAUAAGAACAUAUUAACGAACUGGAAAGAUUGCAUUUUGGCUCUCCAAAGCUGUAACUCCAUGAUUCCAAGAGCGAUCAAACUCGAAAUUAUUGGCAAAUGUUUAAAUGCUCUUUCGGUGAUGGUCUGUACAGAUCCUAGUUUGUUCGGAUGGCCUAUGCUGAUGUAUGGAAGCUUACAAAGCCCGGGAGGUAGCAUCUUGUGGAACGGCAUAAACACCGGUGCGAGAAUCCAAAGCACAGCAUCUGACUGGUGGUUCGAGGACAUCUCGUAUCUUAGUGUCCCGUUAUUCGAGAGAUUAAUUCAGACAAUGGAAACGAAAGGUAUAAGACCCGAAAGCUUAGCGGGUGCUAUAAUGCACUAUUGCAGGAAGUAUCUCCCGGGACUGGGCCGAUGGCAAAGUGGACAAAUUGUUACGAGUAGAACUGUUGCGAGUUUCAGCAUGACACCCGCUACGGUUGAUCAGAAGGUUCUUCUCGAAAGCAUAGUGAAACUUCUCCCUACAAAGAAAGGAAAGUCGUUUUGCCGUUUCCUAUUGGGCCUUCUACGUGUUGCCUUGAUCUUGGGUAUUAACCACUCGUGCCAGGAGACUCUGGAAAGGAGAAUAGGAAUGCAGCUCGAGCUGGCAACAUUAGAUAGUUUGCUGAUACCUUCGUAUUCGGAUUCCGAUACGUUAUAUAAUACUGAUUGUGUUGAACGAAUGAUUCGUCACUUCAUCUCGGAGCCAGCGGUCACUACGGUUUCUCCAUCUUCAUUUGAUUUGGGAACGUCGCCAUCAUCUGAACCUCUGCGCCGAGUUGCGAAGUUGAUGGAUGGUUAUAUUGCGGAGAUUGCUUCGGACGUGAACCUGAAGCCUGAAAGGAUACGGGCACUGGCUGAAGCCUUGCCAGAUUCUUCAAGAUCUCUUCAUGAUGGACUGUACCGAGCUGUGGAUAUAUACUUCAAGGCUCAUCCUUGGCUCCCGGAUAGAGAUAAGGAACAGCUUUGCAACAUCAUCGACUUCCAAAAACUCUCAAUCGAUGCUUGUGCGCAUGCAUCUCAAAACGAAAGAUUGCCUCUUCGAAUAAUUCUCCAAGUUCUAUUCUUCGAGCAGUUACAGUUAAGAACCGCAUUAGCUGGUUGCCUCCAUGUCUUGGACACGGAAAGUGCUAAUGCUGCUCCCGCUGCUGGUCCAAGCGACAUGGCGGGCCAUAUUGUACAGAGAGACGGGUGGGUGACCGUUGUGCGUGAAAACCAGGUCCUUAGAGUGGAUUUGGAGAGGAUGAGGUCUCGAGUUGGAGAAUUGGAGGAAGAGUUUAGUAAGAUCAAGCAAGAAAUGAGAAAGGUGUCGAAAUCACAUAGUCAUCUAAGUUCUCCCCGCUUCCUCGCCCGGAGGAUGGGGUGCAAACUGCUCCCCCGAUCUUCUGACGCUCAACCAGACGUUAUUGGAAGCACGGGACCCACACCAAGAGCGUCGGUUGAGCAUCCUAGAACAUCCGGGGGGCAUCGGAAGAGUUUCUCGUUGUUUUGAGCAUCAUUAUGUGAAGAAGUGCUUUGAAAGGUAAUGGCUUUUGCAAAUGGAGUAUCAAGGAGCCAAGAGAAUUUGUUUUUGGUUAUAUACAUACCUGUACAGAUGAGUGUACAUUUCAAUGUUAUUAAUUGGUAUGGAAAAUGCUAUUUGCACACAAAAAUUUUAUAGGCAUUGAUGUGGUCUCAUAGUUUUUGGUUAAUACAUACCUGUACAGACCACACCAGCAUGCCAAAAUUGUGUUCAAAAAUUUGUGUGCAUUUAGCAUUAUCCAAUUAAUAGUUUGUGUUAUUUGUUUAUUCUAUGUUUUGUAAAAAGAAAAUUGAAUGCAUUAUAGGGAUGUCCAACUAUGGCUCGUUUUGUA